This is a messenger RNA of Oncorhynchus masou masou (cherry salmon), 841 nucleotides long. Its product is annotated as general transcription factor 3C polypeptide 1-like. The record is from RefSeq and is a predicted model, not a curated record. Gene Ontology annotation, biological process: transcription initiation at RNA polymerase III promoter; 5S class rRNA transcription by RNA polymerase III. Gene Ontology annotation, molecular function: DNA binding. Gene Ontology annotation, cellular component: transcription factor TFIIIC complex. Lineage: Eukaryota; Metazoa; Chordata; Actinopteri; Salmoniformes; Salmonidae. The transcript is spliced from 3 exons. The coding region runs from base 448 to 819 and encodes 123 amino acids.
AGCUCAGUGCGUCUGGUGUUACUGAGUCACGCGGGGCCCUGGCUACUGACCUCCACAGAGAGGCAGAGAGACCGGCCACACCAAGCCCAGCGAGGAGCCUCUGCCUUUGGGGACAGAAACCACCACAACCCCUCCUCCGCAAGAGAAGAAUGGUGGCCCCCAGAGAGCAGGAACCACGUAGUAAGAGAGGGAGAAGAGAAACGCUGAUGGAGGAAGAGGAGGUCGAGAAGAGAGAGGAGACACCGGAGGAAGAGGAGGAGAGGAAGAAGAUGCAGCCUGAAGAGAAAGACAGGAACGAGACUGCAGAGGAGACAUGGAUGGAGAGAAGAGAGGAGGAGGAAGAGAAAGAAGAGAGGGUACAAGAGGGACCAUCAUCUACCAUUGAGACAGAACAGAGCACAGAGGGUGACGUCGAGAAGCCAUUUUCAUCUCUAGCCGAGGAAGAGGAUGGUGAAGCUCGCGGACUGCGAGGAAGAGGAUGGUGACGCUAGCGGACUGCCCGAGGAAGAGGAUGGUGACGCUAGCGGACUGCCCGAGGAAGAGGAUGGUGACGCUAGCGGACUGCGCGAGGAAGAGAACGACAGCGGCGGUGUGUGUGACGUGUCGUUCGUCAGUCGUCCGUGGCGUAUCGUGGACGGCAGUCUGAACAGGCCGGUGUGUAAAGGCAUGCUGGACGCUGUCCUCUACCACAUCAUGACCCGGCCUGGUUUACCAGAACACGUCUUACUGGAACACUACAGAGGGUCUUGCAGCCAGUGGUGGUACUGGACCUCGUGCAGGCCCUCGUUGAGUUGGGCUGUAUCAAGAAGAAGUACGUGACCAGACGUCCCAAACCCUCCCU